AUGCGGAAGUAUGCCUUCGCUUCAUCAACCUACAUCGAGCAGAUAGAUUUAGACAUCAACCGCACCUUCCGCUCCACCACAUUCUUUAAUGAGGCCUUUGGACCGCGUCAGCAGGUCCUUUUUCGUAUCCUAGCCGCCUACUCGAUGUAUAACACGGAGGUUGGCUACUGUCAGGGGAUGAGUGACAUAGCGGGCAUGCUCCUAAUCUACAUCAUGGAUGAAGAGGAGGCGUUUUGGGCGCUGGCGCAGUUAUUGGACGGACCGCACCAUAAGAUGCACUGCCUCUUUGUGCGUGACUUUCCAGGCCUGCGACGCUACUUCACGCAUCACGAUCGCGUGCUGCGGACUCACCUUCGCAAGGUAUUUAAGCACUUCCGUCGUGAGCACGUUGACUGCUGCACCUACGCCCUCAAGUGGUACAUGCAGUGCUUCCUUGGACGGCUUCCCAUCUCCCUGACCCUGCGCAUAUGGGAUAUCUACUUGCUGGAGGGCGAAAAAGCCAUGGUGGCUAUGGCCUAUAACAUCCUAAAGAUGCACAAACAGCGCCUACUGCGGAUGGACCAGAUGCAGAUUUUUACCUUCCUACAGGACGAAAUUGUCCGAGAUUUCGGUUUUGACGACGAUGAUGUUAUCGACUCAUUAAAGGAUUGUUUGGAGGAGCUGCGUCGCACCAAUCUGGACACUCCUCCUCCCCUCACUGCCGAUAUGUUGCCCACAAAGCCGAUGGGUCAGCCUCCAGCGGUGUGGGAGGUCCGACACUCCGAUGACGAGGAGGCUAACAAAGGGGAACAAAAACAACAAAACAGGAAAUCGAAAGUGAUGGAGACCGGCGCCACUACUCCUGUUGCUGAUACCAUUUUCGUGGCAGCGGACGGUGUUCUAAGAUCAGACGAACCUCGAACUUCAGCACCAUCAUCGACAUUGAAGAUGAGAAAACCACUUCCUGUAGUAAAUCCCGCCGUACCCACAACCCACAAGGGUCAACAGAGGCAGUCUUCGUCAUUGAGUCCGCAGUCCCUUCAUUCCAUGGACUCUCGACGGCGUCUGCGGGGAAGUCAGCAGUCUAUGAAUUCAUCUGGUUCUGUUUUCACCUCCUCUCGCACCUCCGUUGAAAACCCCCCCUCUACCAGCAAUCAGCAGCAUCAUAGCCUUCCCAAACGUAAUUCUCGUAUCGUCAAAAGUCGCCCAAAACUAUCAACCUACUCUACUCCGCAAUCACAAAGUAGGCUUAACAAUGAGAAGCCAGCAGGCGGUGGCGAGGAAAAGGGAGAAGACGAAGGGGAGAACGUGUGGUUUAUCCCCUCAGGAACUUGUUAUGCCACAACCACAAUCCAGCAUCAUGAUCGGAGGAAAGGUGGUGUUGAGCGUCGAAAAAGUCAAAAAACCACCAGUGCGGACCUGCCGCCGCGAGACUAUAAAGCAGUCAAAGAGGCAGAUACUGUAAAGAAAACUGAAGGGGCUAGCUCCACCCCACCUUGGAACCACGCUAAGCCGUCACCUCAGCCACUGAAGGCGAAAGCUAUCAACAAAGGUGUGAUGACUUCCAAGUUUGUCUCCGAGAUCGAGUGGUCUCCCCCGGUGAAUGACUCAUCAGCGGGUGAGUCUUCACCUCUGUGGACAAGAAAAACACCCUCCUCACCCUCCUCUCCCAAACCUACAGUUUACACGAAGCUUGGGAACCCAGAUUUCUAUGCAGCCUAUGUACAGCGACCCUCCACUGGCUUCACCUUCAUUAGGGACAGAGAUGUCAUCCAUGGCAGUAGUGGCGAUGCACGGUGGAGCGUCCACGGCACCGUCUGCGUCUUUCCCUGCCCUCCUCGCGCCUGUUCUCCUCUCUACCCUCCACCUCGACGCCAAGAUUGA
Messenger RNA from Hydatigera taeniaeformis, 1863 nucleotides. NCBI's taxonomy places the organism in Eukaryota, Metazoa, Platyhelminthes, Cestoda, Cyclophyllidea, Taeniidae. The record is from the annotation of a GenBank genome assembly.